AUGAGCACUCCACCCAGAAAAUGGCUGAUGGAUCGCAUUACUGGCGACUCCAAAUACGGUGACAGAGAUCGUCCAUCUGGGCCCUGUUGUUGGGUACCUCCCAUGGUUGGUUGGUGCCCCGGACUGUUGGAAGAAAAUGGAUGCUGCAAAAUGGUUGGACAGAUAGGAGCUUACUCUAGCGAAGCUUCGCGAUUUUACUUGAUGCAUUUGGGUUUCAUGCUGAACCUCAUUUCGAUGCUAUUGAUUGCCUUUGCCUGUUUGGCAAUAUCCGAGGAUUUUGACAUCUUGUCCAAGGCAUCGUUCGGAAAGUUGACUUUAUCAGAUGAAGUUGGAGACCUUGCCGCUGGCACUGUUAUGCAUGUUGGAUUACGAUCUGUUUCAUUAUCGAAGGACGAUGUUGGAAUAGUGGUGAUCAAUUUUGAUCAACUUUGUGAAGUGGAUGGAUUCGAUGCCUUUAUGAAACCCACCGACUGCGAUUCUUGCCAAUCCAUGGCUCCAAACUUUGCUAUUUCAAUCAUGCUGGCAGCAGUGCUUGUUCUGCCGACCUUGUUCAUCAACGUUUCGCGGUUGUACUCUGGAUACGAUGCCAAUUGCUCCAAAUUCUACUCUGGAGUGCUAUCCUUGGCAUGCAUCGGGCUUGCACUCAACACCAUGUUCACAUACAAAUUCCUUUGUGGCGACAAGUUCUACCAAGGAGUCGUGCCAUUUGGUGUCGACGGUGACGCCUUUCCACAAAGAGAAUCUUUUUAUGUCAACUAUGACUGGCAAUGGGGCUGGGGUAUCAUCUUCCUGAUUGCAGGUGUUGUCCUCAAAAUAUUCGAAUUACUCAUUAACUGCUGCAUCCCAACGCCAUCAAUUACCAGAGAAAGAAAAGAACAAGAAACCUACGAGCAAAUUCAAGAUUGGGAUGACUAA
Cylindrotheca closterium is the source of this 915-nucleotide messenger RNA. The record is from the annotation of a GenBank genome assembly. Lineage: Eukaryota; Bacillariophyta; Bacillariophyceae; Bacillariales; Bacillariaceae.